Myripristis murdjan (pinecone soldierfish) is the source of this 5459-nucleotide messenger RNA. RefSeq names its product kelch like family member 28 (gene klhl28). Gene Ontology annotation, molecular function: protein binding. The record is from RefSeq and is a predicted model, not a curated record. Lineage: Eukaryota; Metazoa; Chordata; Actinopteri; Holocentriformes; Holocentridae. The coding region runs from base 133 to 1848 and encodes 571 amino acids. The transcript has 6 exons.
UUCAGAUGUGGCUAGCUUGGCACUAGGUUGUUUUUCUGACAGCCGCCCGGGGUUCUUACAGACCGCUGCUGAAUUUCGCCACUGCAACAUCGAUCUUUUACAGCGGCACAUCAGACGCACAACAAGUCACAGAUGGACCAGCAGGCCCAGUCUUAUAUGCUUGCCAGUCUGACACGGCCGCACUCUGAGCAGUUGCUGCAAGGCCUCCAGCUCUUGCGGCAGGAUCAUGAACUAUGUGACAUUGUGCUGCGUGUGGGUGAUGCCAAGAUCCAUGCCCAUAAAGUAGUGCUGGCCAGCAUCAGCCCCUACUUCAAGGCCAUGUUCACGGGCAACCUGUCAGAAAAGGAGACCUCUGAAGUGGAAUUCCAGUGCAUCGACGAGGCAGCUCUCCAGGCCAUCGUCGAGUAUGCAUACACUGGCACUGUUUUUAUCUCCCAGGAAACAGUGGAAUCUCUGCUACCAGCGGCCAACCUGCUCCAGGUCAAGCUAGUGCUCAAGGAGUGCUGUUCUUUCUUAGAGAGCCAGCUGGAUGCUGGGAACUGCAUAGGCAUCUCCCGCUUUGCUGAGACUUAUGGCUGCCACGACCUGUGUCUGGCUGCCACCAAGUUCAUCUGUCAGAACUUUGAGGAAGUGUGUCAGACAGAGGAGUUUUUUGAGCUGACGAGGGCCGAGUUGGACGAAAUAGUGUCCAACGACUGCCUUAAGGUGGUCACUGAGGAAACUGUGUUUUACGCCCUGGAGUCGUGGAUCAAGUAUGAUGUGACUGAGCGACAGCAGCAUCUGGCCCAGCUGCUGCACUGUGUGCGCCUUCCUCUCCUCAGCGUCAAAUUCCUCACCCGCCUAUAUGAAGCCAACCACCUUAUACGUGAUGACCACGCGUGCAAGCACCUGCUCAACGAGGCCCUCAAAUAUCAUUUCAUGCCUGAACACCGGCUGUCCUAUCAGACGGUGCUGUCCACGCGACCCCGGUGUGCCCCCAAGGUGCUGCUUGCAGUUGGAGGCAAGGCUGGACUGUUUGCCACACUAGAAAGCAUGGAAAUGUAUUUCCCUCAGACAGAUUCAUGGAUAGGGCUCGCACCGCUCAGUGUGCCGAGAUAUGAGUUUGGAGUGGCAGUGCUGGACCAGAAGGUGUACGUGGUGGGAGGCAUCGCCACGCACAUGAGGCAGGGCAUCAGCUAUCGGAGACACGAGAGCACGGUAGAGAGGUGGGACCCGGACACCAACACCUGGUCCUCGGUGGAGCGCAUGGCCGAGUGCCGCAGCACACUCGGGGUGGUGGUCCUGGCUGGGGAGCUGUACGCCCUGGGAGGUUACGACGGCCAGUAUUACCUCCAGUCGGUGGAAAAAUACGUUCCCAAGAUGAAGGAGUGGCAGCCUGUGGCACCCAUGACAAAGUCCCGCAGCUGCUUUGCCACUGCUGUGCUGGAUGGCAUGGUGUACGCCAUAGGAGGCUAUGGCCCAGCCCACAUGAACAGUGUGGAGCGCUAUGACCCCAGCAAGGAUGCCUGGGAAAUGGUAGCCCCCAUGGCAGAUAAGAGGAUCAACUUUGGAGUUGGGGUCAUGCUAGGGUUCAUAUUUGUGGUAGGCGGACAUAAUGGAGUGUCCCACCUGUCCAGCAUCGAGAGAUACGACCCACAUCAGAACCAGUGGACAGCUUGUCGGCCCAUGAAUGAACCUCGAACUGGUGUGGGCUCUGCCAUCGUGGACAACUACCUCUAUGUGGUGGGGGGUCACUCGGGGUCGUCCUACCUGAACACUGUCCAGCGCUAUGACCCUAUAACAGACAGCUGGUUGGACUCUAGUGGCAUGAUGUACUGCCGUUGUAACUUUGGUCUGACUGCCCUUUGACCCAUGGCCCGACUGGCUAGGACCCCGUAAGAAAACUUAGACGAAAAGGCUUUUCUUUUUUGUUGUCUCCUCCUUCCUCACAUUCAUCCUCCAGGAGCCGUGGAGGACUGCACACCGACGUGAACACCCGAGAAGAAGAAAGCCUGCUGUGUGGAUGGGUGCGCCGGGCUAGCUGGCAGGUACGGGACCAGAGACAUGGCUGGAGAGCUGAGGACGAGCUGUGUGUGCGCGCGCAUGUGUGUGGAUAAGAGAGGAAGAUGAUCGGACGGCUGUUGUCACGGAGAUGAGGAGACGACCACUCUGCUGCUGCUGGACCACAAGGACUCUGAACCAUUUACCAGAGGAUUGUGGGAGAAAUCUGUCACUUUGUUUCUUUCAGCAUUCUGUGUUAUGUUGGCAGACAUUGUUUUUGUUCUUGUCCUUGAUCUUGUUCAUGCCAUUAAUUCUGUGUGUAACACUCUAGUCUUUUUUUAAUUUUCCUGCAAGCAGAACUAUAUGUUCACAUUUUGUAGAAUCAGUUUGCUUGUGUAUUUUUGUGAAACUGUGGUUGUUGGCCAUUUAGUGUGUAUGUCUGCGUGUAUGCUCGGGAGUACGUGCAUGUCAGAUAGAAGGAUUGUUUGUUUUGUUGCGUGUCUGUGUGCAGAACUGAUUGACACGGGAGUUCGCACACCGAGUUUGAGACCUCUGCAUCGAAAUCAGUGCUUCACAAAAAGAGAAAAAUUGGAAUCUUUAUAUUUACUUAAAAAGGGCUGCCUUUUUUCUCUCUUGUAAAUAGUCUAAAUGAAAUAUAUAGAUAUGAAUAUAUCCUCUAGUGCAUUGCCUGUAAAUGUUUUUCUGCACUGGGUCACGUGUGUGUGGGCGUUUGUGUGUGGGCGUGUGUGCAAUUUGAUUCAAGGGUCAGUAUAGAGGUAAAUGACAAACAAACCCCGCUGAGGUCCCCUGAAAAUAUUUGCUACAAGUCUGAGUUAUCCUCGGAACCAUCCAGUAAUCCCCCAUGUUACAGCUUCUGUUACACCUUCCUAUCGUCAGGUCACGCACUUCGCGCCUCUUCACAGUUGUUGAAAUCAACCUUGGCCCCUCUUUUCCCCCCUUAGUCUGUACACAAUACUAACUGGUGCUAUAUUUAGGAUUCAGGAUUCAGCUGUUUGUGUCUGUGUUGCCUCACACAGUGAGGUCAACCUCUGUUGAGCCUCUGUUAAGUUACUGUCUUAGAGAUGUGCAUUAAAAUGCUCAGAAUCUAGAAGCCCUGUCCCCACCAUGCAAUAAAAAAUGAAGUAGUAAGGGAGGCCUGUGGUUUGAAAGCCACAAAGUUCAUAAUUUCUUUAUCUCUUAAGUCUGUGAAUUAGCACUAUGAUUUGUUUAUACUGAUCUUUGUUGUCGUCUCUCCCCUUCCUUUGAGUUUCCACAAAGCAAUGGCUUCCUUGACACAUUGCCCUGUUGCAGGAUAUGAAGAUGCUUUUUCAUUGUCUCAGAAUUUCUAUAGCCGGUGUGUUGCCACUCUGUUGCCAGCUAGGAACAAGGCUUUUUCUGUUUCUGAUUGGCUCUGACACCCGCUCUUCAUGCUCACUGCCCAGCCACCAAAAACAUGUGAGCCUCAUGUGGCCAAGGUCUUGCUGGCAAGCUCAGGUUAGAGGUAAUCUGUUCAGAGCCCCAUGUGAAGUGCCAAAAAUGACCUCCUUUCUCAAGUCUGAUAGAACUUUCCCCAACCUCGAGAGCUAUGAAUAGCUUUUCCCCUUGUGCCACAAUAAUAAUAAAAAAAGUUUCUCCCUUAUUGCUCAUGUAGAAGUGCUACAUUCUUCCACGCUGUCAUAUUGAGGGGGAUUAUACUGCAGGAAGGGCUGUACUAGCUGACUCGGGCCAAGUUUUCCCUGUCGCCAAACCUGUGGCCCUGGGAGAGGAACCAGACCAGUAAACUCUGCGUCCUCCCCAUGGUUUGUGUGACUGCGGGCUGGCUGUACACAGCCUGGGGCUAGACUCGAGAGCAACGGAUGGCUCAGGCAAUGUGAGGCAAUAGAUGGAGCACUUGACUAUGACAGAUUAGGCGUGUCUUUUUUGAGUCUCUGUUUUUGUUUGAGUUCAGUCGGAGUUGCAUUGUACACGUUUGCACAGAAGUGGAAACUUAAAUAGAGCUCUGCAUUGCACUUACCAAACUAUUUGAUACAUAUUGUAAUUUGUACAUAUGUUUUAAUUUAGGCUGAUGGCAUUUAGAUGAUGCAAUAAGAUUUAUGUUUCCUGUGUUGGAUCAGUUAUUUUUUUUUUUGUGUAUGUGUGUGUGUGUGUGUGUGUGUGUUUAGUCUUCAAAAGCCAAGGCAUCUCAUCUCACAGUAAUGGAGUCACACAUGGCAUGUCUGUUGUUGGCUAAUAACGCUUGUCUGAAACAUCAAACGGUACCACUGGCUUUGUCUCAUCCUAUCAUGUUAAACUUGUGUUGUGUGUGCUGGCUCAUUUGUCCAAGGCUUGUUUUUAUAUUUUGUCAGAUUCAAAAGGAAUUGACCGUGUUAUUCUUCAUUGGCAAAAUCACAUUGAAGCCUUUUAACAAAAACAGGAGACAGCACACUUGCUCCUCCUGUUCAUCCUUGCACUCUUAAGCUUAAACGUUUAAGUAAAAAAAAAAAAAAAAAAAAUACUGACAGUUUCUUCUCAAAAAUCACUACUACAGAUGAGAACUUGCGCCUUGCUAACUGGCCAGGGUGUUCCUAAAUUAAAGAAAAUGGAGGAAAAAAAUACAGCUGGUGAGACAUUUCCAGGUUAUGAUGUUGCAGAUAGGUUGCAUCUGUAAUUUCCUGUUAAUUUUUAAGAUUGUUUUUCCAUAACUCAGUGCAACCCAUACGCUAUAAAUAUGUAAGUUAUGUUUAGAAUGGAGUUUGUUUCAUUAUAUUUAUAAUAAUUCUAGUUUUUAUUCAUGUUCUUAACAUUACCUAGGCUGGUUUUGAUUGCAAAUUCUGUCUUCUGUCUCAUGUUUAUUGUGGUUUGUGUUGGUCACUUUAAACCCUAGGCGUCGUUAACUGGAGCACAAAUCACGCAGGCGUAAUUGUGUGCUGCUGCCAUCAUUCAUUUAGUGUUGCGUACAUGUGUCACACGUUGUGUCAAUUUUUAAGAACUGUGUUGAUUUCCAAGGUGUAUACUGACUAGUUCAUUUUUGGGGAGAGCCUGAUGAAAUCUGCAAACGUGAAUCUGCAAAAAGAAGGGAUGUUGUAAGACGAAGUUCAUGCUCGUUUUUAUUAUGGCCUAACCAAUGUCUUGUUUUUUGUCACCACUCUCACCAAAGUGCUUGUUUUAAAGAAAGCAGGAGGAGGAGUAACAUCAGGUCUGGAAUGGACUGCCACUUGAGUGUUUAGUGUGUGAAAGGAAUCCUUUGAAACUGAUGUCAAUGUUAGCCAAAUUACCACUCUGCUUCUUUUACAUUUCCCAUUGUGUGUCUGAUUUAAGGCGAUGAUCUUGAAUUUUAUAUCCUGUGGAUUAUUACUGGAAGUACAAGAUAACCUUAGAUGUAGAAGCAGUAGCUUUUUUCACAUUUGAUCAUGUUUUGAUUGAAGACAUUUUACAUACAUUUUAGUCAGUUUGUGUGGUGCAGUUGUACCCAGUUAAAAUAAAUAAAUGCCUGCCUUAAA